This is a messenger RNA of Hyaena hyaena (striped hyena), 3549 nucleotides long. RefSeq names its product collagen alpha-1(I) chain-like. The coding region runs from base 1 to 3549 and encodes 1182 amino acids. Lineage: Eukaryota; Metazoa; Chordata; Mammalia; Carnivora; Hyaenidae. The transcript has 7 exons. The record is from RefSeq and is a predicted model, not a curated record.
AUGGACCCUUUCCCGGGAGCCAAAACUCGAAGCCCCCGGGAGCGGCGCUGUCAGAGGGUGACGUCGGGGGGCGGCGCCUGCGCCAUAUAUGGGAGCGGCCGCCCCUCGCCGCGCCCCUCGCCGCGCCCCUCGCCGCCGCCGCCGCCGCCGCGCUCGCCGACUGACUGCCUGACGGCGCCGCGAGCCGGCCCGAGCCCCGCGAGCCCCGCGAGCCCCGCCGCCGCCGCGCGCGCCGCCGCCGCCGCCGCCCCCGGCCGCGCCGCGCGGCUCCCCGCGCCCACCCGCCGCCCGGGAACCACACGGUCAAAACACUGCAGGGAGGAGGGGGGGACGCGCGCCCCGAGUUGCCCCAAUGCCUGCACGACGCGCCCGGGGCCUCAGCUCGCCCUGGGGCGGCCCAGAGGGACUGCGGGGAGGGCCGCGGGGAGGGGGCUGCGGGGCCCGCCGCCGAGUGGGGACGCGGGGGCGGGGGCGGGGGCCGAGGGCAGGGCCCCCCCACCUCGCCAAAGGCGGGGCGCGCGGCGCAGCCUGCUUUCUAAACAGACCCAAGGCUGCUGGGGGGCCGGUCCGCCCCCGUCUGGGCCUCGCCGGGCGCGGGUGUCCGCCCUGGCGGAGGCCGCCGAGUGCCGGCCGAGCGCCCACGUCGGAGGCGGGCUCUGCCAGGCGCUCUCUCCUUCCCGGGGACCACGGGAGACCCCGUCCCCCGGCCUGUGCGUAAGCGCGGCGAGCGACAAAGGCGGCCCCGGGCCCUCCGGACGGGCAGGGAGCGCGCCCGGCCUCCCCGGCGACCCGGAGCCGGCGGUCCGGCUGCGCGCCCUGCGCCGCGGCCGGCCCUCCCCGGCGCCAGCCUCGCUAGAGGCCGAGCGGACGCCGCGGGCGCCCGGGUCCUGCCCCCAGCGCCGCCGCGCAGCCUCCCGACCUGGUUUCGAGGAAUCGCGAGGGCAGCGGGGCGCGGGCAGCGCGUGGGCCCGGCGGCCGGGCUCCUGCGGCGGGGACGCGGCCCCCGGGCGCACCGCCCGCCCCACGGACGCCUGCACGACUCGGAGCAGAGACCCGGGGGGCUACCGGGAGCCGUCCCGGCACUUCCCUGCCGAGGGAAAUCAGGCCCUUCCGAUUAAAACAAAACCAAAACAGGCUUCAGGGUGCGAGCGGGUCGCCGGGCCCCCUCUCCCCGCCCGGGCGCCCCCGGGGGCCAGACGGACGCCCAGGGGCCGGGCCGGGCGGGGCCUGACCCUCGUUGGGAACCCCGCGGGCCGGGCCGGCGACGGCGACCGCUCAGGGCCCCGCGCUCAACGCGAUUUGCACGGGUGGCCCUCGCGCCGCCGCCGCCUCUCCGCCGCCGCCUCCUCCUCCUCUGAGGAUGUCACGCCGGAGUCAGUCAGAUGGCCAGUGCCCAGCUGUCCUCCCCACGUCGCGCCGGAGCAGGCAGUGACCUUAAAGAGACAGCGCCCGCCGCCCCUGGAGCCCUGUUCGCGGAGCGGCGCGCAGAGCGCAGGGCAGCGGCGGCGCUCGGCCGCUGACCCGCGGCACCACCGGAGGCCGAGCCCGGUGAUUCGACCCGGCGGCGUCCGCGCCCAGGCCCUGCCCGGCCUCCCUGCUGGCCUUACGGUGCCCAGGGCCCCGGCCGUCCCGCGCGUGCGCCCAUUACCCACUCCCGGAGGGCGAGGGGCCGUUCCCCGCGCACCAGGCGUCAGCGUCCCCCUUGUACCUCCCCAGUCCCGGGGCCUCCACUGCUGCGUGGUGCGAGGCCUGGAGAGCGGGAGGCGGGCUGGUGCCGGUCUCAAGAGCCAUCCAGAAACUUGGGCCAAGUUGGGGUCCCAGGGGGUGAAGCCAGCCACGGCGCCCGCUCCGGCCCAACGUUCAGGGUACUUUGUGAACGCCCCAUCUCGCUCUGGGCCCAGUCCGGGAAGCCAGCCGACCUCCCUACCAGCCUUCCAAAGAGUAAUACACUGCAUUUCCGGCGGCGAGGAGCCCGGGCAGGGGGUGUUCCUGGAAGCGCAGCCCCUUGAGGGAUCGGGGCGCGCGGGCGAGUCCAGAAGGGGCGCCCUCGAAGGGCCCGUGGCCUCAGGCCCGGGCUGCGCCGCAAGCCGCUCAGCCUCUAGAAAGGGUGAGAAGCCAAUGCGCCAAAGGCCCCGUGGUUCGCGUUCCCGCCGCCAGUGCGGAGCUGCAGGCGCGUCCCGCCCCCACGUCCUCCGCGCCCGGGGGUCACGCUCAGCCUGCGCCCGCUACCUGGCCGCCGGCCCCACUCCCGCCCGGGCUCGGACCCGGCGCUGGGCCGAGCCCGGCACCCGCAACAAGGCCAGGGAAGUGAGCGCCGCGCCCACGCCGUUGCUGGCGAGAAACGUGCGCCCAAGUGCCCAGUCCCGCGGGAGACAGCGAACGCAGCCGGGAAUUCGCUCGACCCUCUCCCUGGAAAACCCAGGGCUCUCCAAGGAGGGCAGAAAACGCCAGGGCGCACCUCGAUUCCUGCAGCUCCACUGCAAGUGCGGGGCCCCGCGCCCCGCGCCCCCGCCCGCGCCCCCGCCCGCGCGCGCCCGGCGCCGCGCUGCUCGCGAGCCUAGCGUGGGGCCAGGGCGCCACCUACGGGCGCCGCGCGGCUCCCGGCGCCGCCGCGCCCGCUCCUCCUCGCGCCGCCCCGCGCCCGCCCCGCGCCCGCCCCGCGCCCGCCCCGCCAGGCCUGCCACUUACCGCAAUUACGCGACGCCUCCCGCGCCGAUCUGCUUAGGAAACGCGGACCGCUACUUAGGCGAACUUUUACGCGCCGGCGCACGCGGAGCCCGCCACCCGGAGCCCGAGAGGCCGCCCCGGCAGCGCUCCCGGCCGCCCAAACGUUGCCAGGGCCGGCGCGAAAGUUCCCUGCGCGGCCAGCCCCGGAGCGCCGCCCCAGGUCCCGGGCUCCCGCACCCCAACCCCGCCGCGCGCCUCCGCCGCGGCCCCGCCCGCGCCCCGCAAGCCCGGGGAACGCACCCCUGCGAGGGGGUGGCGAGGUCGGCGCAGCCCGCCCCCCGCCUCCAGCGCCCGGCCUGCGGCGCGCCAAGUUCAACUUCGGUGGCCGGUGGCCUCUGGGGGCCGCAGGCCGGGGCGGGGAGCCCCCGACGGGACCGCGAGCGGACCUCGCGCGCUUACCUGCGCCGCUGGUUCGACGGGCGUCGCGGGGCGCCCUGGCCGCGAGGUGGCGGCGGCGCCGGCGGCGGGCCGGGAGGGUGUGCGGCCCGGCGCCGUCCCACGUUCCCACCUCCCGCCGUCCCGGGAGAGCCCACGGGCCGGGCCGCGAGCGCGCCAGUGCGCACGCGCCGCGCUGCCUUCCACCGCGGGAGGCGGCGGCGCGGCGGGCGGGGGCCGGCGGCGGCGCGAGGAGGUACCCGCGGGCGGCCCCGCAGCCCGCCCGCCGCCGUGCCUCCCCCUCCCCCGGGCCGCAGCUGCGCCCCUCUCGCCGCCGUGCGGAGGGACCUCCGGAGCGCCCCCAGGGCCGGCGCGGGGCCCCCACGGGAGGCCUUCCGCAAGGACCCGAGUCCCGCUCCUUCCUCCGGGGCCCAAAGGCCACGGUGA